Molecule: messenger RNA, 2952 nt
Organism: Neocloeon triangulifer
Lineage: Eukaryota; Metazoa; Arthropoda; Insecta; Ephemeroptera; Baetidae
Gene: coro
Product: coronin-6
Exons: 9
Coding region: 409-1992 (527 amino acids)
Biological process (GO): actin filament organization
Molecular function (GO): actin filament binding
Source: RefSeq, a predicted model, not a curated record
CAGCAGUGCCAGUGGCGCCAGCCAUAUUCGUGCGGUGAGCCUGUUUUGCGGUCGUUGGUGGCCACUUUGGGCGCGCUCCGUGGCUGCCGGCGAACUUGAGGAGGCGGCCAGAGGCCUGCGGCCAGUGGAGCAACAGAAGAGCAAGCGGAAGAAGGCGAGAGCGGCCGUCGGACAGCGGCUGGGACGGCGCGAGUGGGACAUUACCUAAUAUGGGCAUGGAGCAUGCUCGGCCCGUCAGGAACUGCCCGACCCGCUUUUAGCCGCGAUUUCUGUGAUAAUUGGUUGACUCGGGAACUGCCGCUCGACAAAUUCGCUUCCUUUGUUCCUGCUCGCUCCUGGAGGUGAUCGUGACACAGUGUCGACGUGAAUAAAUCGAACGAGUGACUGAAGCAAACAAACAAACUCAACAUGUCUUUCCGAGUGGUGCGUUCGAGCAAGUUUCGGCACGUGUACGGCACGGCGCUGAAAAGGGACCAGUGCUUCGACAACAUCAGGGUGUCCAAGUCGUCAUGGGACUCGACCUUUUGCGCCGUCAACCCCAAAUUCCUCGCCAUCAUCGUCGAGUCGGCCGGCGGCGGUGCCUUCAUCGUCAUGCCCCUCAGCAAGGUGGGCAGAAUUAACCCGGACCACCCGCUGGUUGGCGGCCACAAGGGCCCGGUGCUAGAUAUUGCUUGGUGCCCUCACAACGACAACGUCAUCGCUAGUGGCUCUGAGGACUGCGUUGUUAAAGUUUGGCAGAUCCCGGACAGCGGAAUUUCCAGAACACUGACUGAGCCCAUUGUCGACUUGAUCUACCAUCAGCGGCGAGUGGGUUUGGUCUUGUGGCACCCGUCGGCUCAAAAUGUGCUGCUCACUGCGGGCAGUGACAAUCUGGUGCUCAUCUGGAAUGUGGGCAUCGGCGAGGUCAUGGUCAAGAUUGACUCGCAUCCCGACAUCGUUUACUCAGCCUGCUGGAACUGGGACGGUUCCUCGUUGCUCACCACUUGCAAGGACAAGAAGAUCCGAAUAAUCAACCCUCGCACUGGAGAUAUUGAGGAGGAAGCAACCAGUCAUGAAGGAAGCAAAGCCACCAGAGCCAUUUUCCUGCGAUCGGGCUUGGUCUUCACCACCGGCUUCAGCAAAAUGUCUGAAAGACAGUACUCACUCCGAGCGCCGGAUCAUCUUUCAGAUCCUAUUGUGAUGGUCGAGCUGGACACUAGCAAUGGCGUUAUGUUCCCUCUGUACGACCCCGACACCAAUCUAGUUUUCUUGUGUGGAAAGGGUGACAGUGUGAUCAGGUACUUUGAAAUCACAGCCGAGCCUCCAUUCGUCCACUACAUCAGCACCUUCCAAACGCCCGACCCUCAGCGAGGAAUCGGCAUGAUGCCCAAGAGGGGCUGCGACGUCAACUCAUGCGAGAUCUCAAGAUUCUUUAGGCUGAACAAUUCUGGCCUCUGUCAGGUCAUAACAUUCACUGUUCCUCGAAAAUCAGAGCUCUUCCAAGAAGAUUUGUACCCCGACACCCCAGGAGAAGAACCAUCCAUCACUGCCGAAGAAUGGAAUGGCGGCAAAGACGCAGAGCCUCUGCUGAUUUCGCUCAGGGAUGGAUAUGCGCCCAGCAACAAAAAGGAGUUGAAGGUUAAACGUAAAAAUGUCCUUGACAAGAUGCCCCCCAAGAGAGGAGGCAGCACUUCAUCCAUGACAAGAUCCAGUGCAGACAGUGACGGAGACUCGGCCGACGCCCCUCCAACCAUUGUCCAAGCUGGAGUUCCACAAAAAGUUGUUGACGACAUGAUGGAAGAGAUUCGCAAACUCAAGGCGAUGAUUGUGAAGCAUGAGAACCGAAUCCGGUCACUCGAGGCCAAAGUAACUGGUGUGGCUGCAACGCCCCUAGGCAGUGGGACGCCUGCCUUGCCCAGUACUCCUGCGCCAGUCAAGCAGGAAGAGACCAAGACCUCCAACUCCUCGCCGCCCCAGUCAAGCGGCGAGGAAAUGGCCCCCGACGAAGUUUAAGUCGGACGUAGUUUUGUACUUUCUGCUGCAGAGGCAAACGAACUCCUUGGUAAGAAUGAAAACAUGAAUCUUGUAUUUUGGAGCCUUGUUGAGCGAAAAUUUAUAUUUUGAACUUGUAUUUUUUAAUGUGUACAUAUAUAUUAAGUAUAAGGAUGCAAAAGUAUUUUUUGCAGAAUUAUAUUACUUGUAUUGCUUGUAUAUUUAAUGAAUUUUAUUUAUUGUUGCCAUCACUUGUGACUGAUAUUAGUCAGAGUGGCUCCUUUCAGCAAGUUAACCAGUUUUUUUUAACGAACAAAACUAUUUGUUUCCUUGAUUCAUAUCACGGGCUGGGAAUUUAUUACAUAUAGUUAUAAUGGUAAAGCAAUUUGAAUCUUGGACUGUACGAAUCAAUCCUUGCCAAUUGUUAUUUCUCUUCCGGCCUUUGUUUUUUUUUACCGAUCAAGUGCUAUGAGAGAUGCUAAUCUGUUUGCAAUUACGAAUCUUGUGAUUCCCAGCCCGAAUUUUGACUUAAUUCCGCUUGAUAGGUUCCACGUGCCAAUUAUUAUUUGUUUGUUGCUUGAUUUUAAAAUCCCAAUGGAAAAUGAUAAUUUGACCAGUAUAAAAAAAAAAACUAUUAGAGCGUCUCCUCUCUCUUUCUCUUAUUUUGCAUUUUGUUGUUGAGAGGUUCAAUCAGUUUGAACUACUUGUAUGGUGCUUUAAAAUAUUCAGUAGAAAAGAUAUUGGUGAUCCAGUUGUAAUAAUUAUUAGAAUCGAAUGAGUUGCAAGUCAGUUGGCCAACCUAAUUACGGUUGACACCUUUGUUAUUAUCUAACAAUAAGGCGAUAAUCAUGUGCUUGAACAGCCCUUUGCCUUUUCAAACAGACUAUGACACUGACUUUUCAAAACUGCUAUCAUCUUUUGGUAUAAAAACAUUGUGUACAUUGAUAUGCCUCUUCAAACAAUAAAAGCAAACUGAGCAAA